Messenger RNA from Nymphaea colorata (pocket water lily), 2573 nucleotides. RefSeq names its product pentatricopeptide repeat-containing protein At1g80550, mitochondrial. Gene Ontology annotation, molecular function: protein binding. The coding region runs from base 211 to 1725 and encodes 504 amino acids. The record is from RefSeq and is a predicted model, not a curated record. The transcript has a single exon. Lineage: Eukaryota; Viridiplantae; Streptophyta; Magnoliopsida; Nymphaeales; Nymphaeaceae.
GAUAAAUGGCUUAGGAGCUAUUUGUUCCUCUUAUUUGUAACUUUAGUUACAUGCAGCUUCUGUUCUAUGUCCUCCCCAUACAUGAUUUUGAUGCAUAAUUUGUUCAUCUCUACUUAGCAAGCGAAUCGUUUCACAUUCAAUCCUUUCUCUCAUCAUACCUUUGCAGUUUGAGUUCCACUUGGCAAUCAAUCCAUCGGAGAGAGUUGAGGAAUGAUAAUGCGUCUGCUAUUUUCCUCAAUCAUAAGUUUCUGUAACGCUGACUAUCGUAGCCAUCGCUUCCUUCUCCGACGUACCUCUUCUUCUUGCUUUCUACUCUCUCAUCUCCUUCAUUCUUCGCCCUCUUCUGGCCAUGUCCAGAAAGCAAGGAAUAGCCAUGAACCGAGGACCGCCCACAGUCCAAGCCCUCGACAUGUCACUCAAAAUCGGGAUCCAAUGACAGAAAUGGUACUCAGGAUUCUCCGGAGCAUCAAUCACAAGGAUUUAGAAUCUGGGUAUUCGAUCCCUGCUCUUGACAACGCCAUAAUCGACCAGAAGGUAGUCGGUGAAGUGAUUAAGAGCCACGCCAACGAUUGGAAACUCGCAUAUGCAUUCUUCAACUGGGUCUCGAAAAGAUGCGGCUACCGACACAGCGUAGAGGCAUAUAAUUCAAUGAUCGAUGUGCUAGGGAAGGCCUUGGAAUUUGAUCUCUCUUGGGUUUUGAUUCAGAAGAUGAAGCGAGAUGGUGUCUGUCCAAACUACGUCACAUUCAGAACCAUGUUCAAUCGGUAUGCUUGCGCUCACAUGGUGUCUGAAGCCGUGGAAGCAUACCAUCUAGCUGAAGACUUCGGUUUGAGGGACCGAACGUGCUUCUCCAACCUCAUCGACGCUCUCUGCGAGCGUAAGCACGUCGUGGAGGCCGAGGGCCUGUCGAUCGGAGAGAAUUGCGAGUACCCACUUGAUACGAAGACGUUCAACAUCCUUCUACGUGGUUGGAUGAAGAUGGGGUGGUGGAGCAAAUGCAGGAGCUUUUGGGAGGCAAGGGAGCAAUUAAGGGUCGAAGCAGACCUUCACAGUUACAGCAUUUACAUGGACAUUCUGGCGAAGUCCGGCAAGCCGUAUAAGGCUGUCAAACUGUUUGCUGAAAUGAAGAAGAGAGGGAUCGCUUUGGACGUGGUCGCUUACAACACUGCUAUCCAUUCAUUGGGCCUUGCUGGUGAUGUUGAUCAAGCGAUUCAUCUCUUUCACGAUAUGUUGGAGUCCGGGCAUCGGCCGACCAUUUCUACGUAUAACGCGAUACUGAAGAACCUCUGCAAGGCUGGCAGGGCUAAGCAGGCGCUUGUGUUGCUUGAUCAGAUGCCGAAGAGAGGGUUCCCGCCCGAUGCCAUCACGUACCACUCUUUCUUUUCGAAUGUGUCGGAUCCCAAGGUCAUCCUCCAACUGUUUGAUAAAAUGAUUGAAAGAGGUUGUACUCCAAUAAUGGACACAUAUGUGCUGCUGAUCAAGAAGUUUGGGGAGUGGGGUUACCUCCGCCCUGUGUUCAAGAUCUGGAAGACGAUGGAGGAGCAUGGAAUCAGCCCAGAUCACUUCGCAUACAAUGUGCUGAUCGAUACUUUGAUACGGAAAGGUUGCAUCGAUUUGGCAAGGAAGUAUGACAAGGAAAUGUUGGCACGGGGCCUUUCUCCUAGGCCUCGCAAGGAGUUGAGAACUGAAUACCUUAGUGGAGAAUCAGAUGUUGAUUGUGCUUGAGAUUUAGAUGCGGCAGGUGCACAAGGAUCUCAGCUAGAAGUGUCCUACUUGCCACUUGCCAGUUGAGAUGAAAAUCAUGAAAUGUCUCAUUAUUGGCCGAAAGGUUCUAUUAACUGAAGAUUGCUCUCGACUAUUGAGCAGAAGGGACUAAGAAGUUUGUACGAACUGAAAAAUUAGUUGUGCCCAUCUAAGCCGCAGGAGAUCAUGAUAGAUACUGUCUUGGCCUAGCGAAGAAAGGAAAGACAGCAAAUAUAUUAUGUUGAUUUAGGAGCAACGGCCAAUUCCUUGCACUCCAUUUUGUUGCAAAGAACCCCAACUGUUGAAGAUUUAAGAUGAUAGAUGUUAAAUCCCCAUCUUCUUAGAGUCCACAUCUAUUUGGACAACUAUUUUUGUUAUGAGCUGAAUGCGAUUGUAGUCCAUUCAUAGAUAAUAUGUUCGGAUGAGGAAGUGCUUCAUAACUUAAGCGGCUGGAAUAUGCUUUUGAUUUGGAGAUGUUAAAACGGGGAACUACUGGACUUCUGCAACGCAGAUAGAGAUGCCAUGCUCCUGAGAAGGCUAAAUUGGAGGGCUGAUGGUUCCCAAUUUUUGGCUCCGUCUGUACAAACAUUGUAAGAACUAACAGAGUACAUAAGGAAGAUACCCAUGCAGAAAUAUUUGUGUACUCGUAUGCAUGUUUGCUAUUAAAAUAUUCCACUUGGAACAGCAUAAAUAUGCCGGAUACGCUUUUAUCUGUAAUGGGCAAUAAAAUUCAUAGGUUCUAAAAUUAAUGGGAUUACAACUGGAAUCAGAGUAUCCAAAAGCAGAGGAAAGAACAGCUACCAGUUGAUUUGUGACCAUGGAUCAUGUUU